UUAAUCAUUCAUAACAUGACUAUUCUAUAAGAGUGAGAUGAUAUGCAUUUGUGUAGAUAAGAAGUGAUUCUUCAGGUUGUAACUUGUUCCAAUCAAUUAUCUUAACUUGUGUGCUUUUGUAUUUACUUGCUUAUGGACACUAUCUGUCUAUCUUCAUUCAUCACCCAACUCUUCUUUCUUGUAUAGCUUCACAACCUCAACUGCAAUCAAAUCCAAACUCUUUCAAUAAUGAGUUGCUUCAACUGGUUGCUCUAUUUAGCUGCUGCUUUGGCCGUGAUACGCAACGAGCUUCUAGUUGAUUCAGCUAGUGACAAGAAGCACCACAGCGGACCAGUUGUUAAUGUGACCAAGCACCUCAUGUUCCCAGAUUUCAACCUCUCCUACAACCCCCGAAUCUUGAACGAUGUAAAGCUCUUAGGCAGUGCCAAGCUUGCUUCAAAAACCAGUGCUAUACAAAUCCCCGACGAGUCUCAUGUCACUGAUCUCAGACACCAAGCCGGCCGAGCCAUCUACUCUUCUUCAAUCCGACUCCUGGACCCUCACACCGAAACCCCUGCCUCUUUCGAAACAACCUUCUCUUUUCAAUUCCACAAUGCCUCUUCAUCUUCACCUGAACGAAUCCAAACUACUCAAAGCGGUGGUUAUGGUAAUGGUGGCAGUGGACUAGCCUUCGUCAUCGUCCCGGAUGAGUUCACAGUUGGCAGACCUGGUGCUUGGCUUGCCAUGCUCAACGAUGCUUGUGAAGAUGACUACAAGGUCAUAGCAAUCGAAUUCGACACACGUUUGAAUCCAGAGUUUGGAGACCCUAAUGAUAACCAUGUAGGUAUCAACUUGGGGACUAUUAUCUCCACUGAAACAAUCAACGCUUCUGAUGUUGGCGUCUUCCUCAACGACGGUUCAGUCCACCGAGCUUGGAUAAGCUACAACGGCUCACGCCGUUGGAUGGAAAUUCGUUUGGGAUCAGACGACGGAAGUUACCCUUCAAAGCCAGUCUUCUCCGGAUCUCUUGACCUCUCACCGUUUCUGAAUGAGUACAUGUUCGUUGGAUUUUCGGCUUCCACAGGCAAUCACACCCAAAUCCACAGCGUGCUUUCUUGGAACUUCACUUCUGUUAGUCAAGCUUUUCUUCGUGUGCCAUCAAUGGAGACAUGUGAGAGCAAGAUUGUUGUUACUGAAAACUCUCGUGCUGAGCCUCCCGGCACGUUCUUGAUCUUUAUAGCUGUGCUGGUACUUGCCAUAGCUGUUAUGCUUAGCCUUUACUAUAACAGCAAGCGUAGAAGUGCAAAUUCGGAUAGUGCUAGUAUAGUGUUGCCGGAGAAGAAGCAGAGACCGAGGCCUCCAAACAAGCCUAGAAGCUUCACAAUCUCGGAGAUUUCAUUGGCGACUAGGUCUUUCGGAGAGCUAGAGAUACUUGGAGGUGGAUCAAAAGGGGUGUGCUACCGAGGGAAGCUUUCGAACGGAUGUCAAGUGGCAGUGAAGCGGUUUUCGCCUCAGUUUCUGAACUCACAAGGGUUGGAUAGGAGGAGAUUGAUGAAGGAAAUCAAGGGGAUUAGCAGGGUUAGACACCCGAACUUAGUUUCCAUUAGAGGAUGGUGUCAGGACAAGAAAGAGACUAUGGUUGUGUAUGAGUUUUUCUCCAAUGGAAGCCUUGAUAAGUGGCUGUUUGGUGUUGGUGUUCUUCCGUGGACUCGGAGGUUCAAGGUUGUGAGAGAUGUGGCUGAAGCACUCAGUUACUUGCACUCCAAUCAAUUGGCGCACAAGAACUUGAAGACCACCAGUGUCUUUCUUGAUGUUAGUUUCCGGGCUGUUCUAGGAGACUUUGGGUUUGUGCUAUGUGGAGCAGAGUCGAGAAGGUUUGAAUCGACGGUGAGUCAAAGCGCUGAUGUGUUUGAAUUCGGCCUCUUUGUGUUGGAAGUGGUGGGAGGGAGGAAGAGGUUGGAGGCAGAGUUGGGUGAAUUGGAGGAGAGGGACUUGCUGGACUUCACCUGGAGAAUGCAUGAAAUUGGUGAAAUGAGGAGGGUUGUGGAUAAGAGAAUGGGUGCAGUGAUCAAUUUCGAUCAAGCAAUUAGGGUUUUGGAGAUUGGAUUGCUUUGCACACUGAAUGCGAGCAAAGGGAGGCCUAGUAUGGAGCAAGUUGUGGAGUUUCUUUGCAUGGAGAGGCCAAUCCCUGAGUUGCCACAGACUCGACCUAUUGCUUUGUUCCCCUACAACAGCACCAAUGCUCUCUGUACAGGUUAUUCUUGUGCUCCUUUCAAAUGAAGGAUAGUGUUGAAUCUUCUUGGGCCUUUUUAUAGAUUUUAGUGAGUAUAUAUAUGUGUGUAUGGAUUGCAAUGAUAGAUGUACUUCAUUUCCAGACAUUCUCAUUCAACUUCUCCAUAGAACUAUGGUUGUGUUGAAACAAGACGCUGGUCUUAAAUGAAGCAUGGUAUGGACAUAUAAUAAAAUGUGGUUUAGCGUCUGGGGCUGGUAAUAACCUCACUCAAGCUA
Messenger RNA from Rosa chinensis, 2487 nucleotides. RefSeq names its product L-type lectin-domain containing receptor kinase VIII.1. Gene Ontology annotation, cellular component: plasma membrane. Gene Ontology annotation, biological process: protein phosphorylation. The transcript has a single exon. The record is from RefSeq and is a predicted model, not a curated record. Lineage: Eukaryota; Viridiplantae; Streptophyta; Magnoliopsida; Rosales; Rosaceae. Bases 229 to 2259 code for a protein of 676 amino acids. Gene Ontology annotation, molecular function: carbohydrate binding; ATP binding; protein kinase activity.